AUGGAAAAAAUUGAUCCGGAAUGGAUUAGAGAACAGGUCGUGAUAGGGAGAAAAACCCAUCGUGAGAUCAGUGAGGCUCUGAAGGUUCGUCUCGGAAUCAAUCGUGGCCUGAGUGAACGUUCGGUCAGACGAUUUUGCGAGAAUUAUGGCAUCCACUACAGGUCAGGUCUGGAUAGCACAGCUUUGGCAUCAGCAACGGUUGGAGCUAUACAGAAGGUUAGAUGUAAAGGUUAGAUAUCAUAUGUAUUAGAAUGUGUUAAGCGCAAAUGUACGUAGCUCAUAUCCCUGGGAGAAUGGGCGACUGGGGUAACAUAGAAACGGCAAUACACUUUUUUUCUGUAAGAAUAUAUUUUAUAAGAAUAUCGAGGCUAAAAUUUGCAAAAUUUUAAGAAUAUUUUAAGAAUAAAACCGAAGCUGAGAUUCAAAAAGGAUAAUUAUUUUGAGUCAUGAAAACCUAAGAAAUAUGUUUUAAAAUUAACCGUAUCAAAUUAUUGCUUUCUCGCACCCGAAGGGUUCAUUUCUUGCUGGCACCUUUGAAAAAUCUGUCUGAAGUUUCAAAAUUUUGUCACCUUCAUUUUAGAAGAAGAAAAAAAAAUUCCGAAUUAGAAAAAAAAGGAACACCCCUUGUGUUAACUUAACUGAGAAAUUUUAAAAAUAUUUAUCCCCUUGCCCCAGGGGUAGUACCCAGGGACAACCAAGGGAAUACGUUGGGAUGGGCUAUGCAAUAUAACUUGACAUUACAAAUAAUUUACCUCAUGAUGCUUUAUAAGUACUGGUAGUUUCAGCUUAACCCACUACAAUUCCGCAAAUUUCCUCUUUACUUAUUAUUAAGUUUAUCAAUGUCAAUUUUAUUUUUUUGGCAACAGAACAAGAACAUCACUAUUACAUGUAAUAUUUAGACUGUAAUGAACAUGCAUGCAAAAAUUUACUUUGCUUGGCACUAUUUCUUGACAAUGUUUUAGUGAUACCACAUGAGAAAGAGCAAGAUUUCAUGAAGAAUGAUAAGGAUCUUGGUAAAAAAAAAAAAUAAAACAAUCGAAUUUCACCGCACCUUUCCUUCCAACUUGACACUGUUGUUAAUUUGCCCCUCCCCUACAGAAAAAAAGAACCAGCUGAGUCAUCUCUCUUUCUUAAGGUGCUGUUUUCUGAUCAUUUAUUGAUGACUUUUUUCGUUAAGAAAAUAUAUUGCUUCUCCAAGCCUAAAAUAAAUGAUUAAAAUGUACGUGUAACCGAACUAACAUAACCUGACCCAGGGUAAUUAUUUGUCUAGUUAAAUUCCAGAAAUUCGUAAAUUUGCUCCACCCAUUUUACAAUCCCCCUGGUUUGCCUUGAUACCUACCCCUGGAGCAAGCCAAUGACAUGUGCACAAGGGUUACGCAAUAUCUGUUGUACAAUGUAUCCCUGAAACUUUUAGUAGUUGAAAAAAAAUCAGUGGAUCAAUGACUUUAGUCAAAGUUUGUUUAAAUGCUAAAUUUGAUAUCAUUGACAGGUUGGUCCUACUUGGGGACGCAAAAUGCUCAAAGGUUACUUCCGGAAACAGGGAGUUAAUAUUUGCAGCAAGCGUAUUGGUGCCUCUCUAGCAUCUGUUGCCCCAGUUUACCACCAGCAAAGGUUAACAAGGACUGAACGUGCAACAAACCCUUUGCCAUACUAUGCACAAUACUUUGGGCACAAAAUCCACAUGGACCAGAAUGAAAAAAUUGCCAUGUAUGGGGUGACUCAUGUGUGUGCUACUGAUGGGUAUAGUGGAAGAGUCGUAAGCCAUGCCCUUAUGCCAGUGAAGAAUAACCUCCUCAUUUAUGAACACGUGUUUAGGUGAGUGACCAUAUGCAAGAUGCAACAAUGAAUUCCUUGGUUAGCAAAAAGAGACUUAUCCCAUUACACAGAUAUACUAAUAACUGUCAUGGAAGGAGCCUUUAAGGACCUGACAGGGUAUUUGUGGGGGGGGGCCUAAGAGACUAGCACACUAUGAAGGGGGAAUAGGAUGUAGACAACAACCAUGUUGCCUGGUCCUCUGUGCAAAUGCUGUAUAUGGGCAUGGUACUUUGCUCCCAGAUUUGUGAGCUCAGGAGUCUUUAUUUGACAAUGUCCUGAACAGUUACAUUUUUGUCAUCCAAAGCCUCUGGCUAGAACUGAAGAGCCCUGCCUACAUCAUCAACACAACAUGUAAAGUACAGUACAUUAGAUCUACCUGUGCAUGGAAAUUGCAAGAAUAAGUUAGCUACAUCAAUUGGGCUUUCAGUAUAGCAAGAUUCUUAUUCAAAUAUUUUCCCAGUGCUGGGGCCAAGGACUUCCUUAUACUAUUACAACUUCGUGCUUAAAAUGGAGGUUCCACUGUGUAGCCUUGUGGUGUAAUUUGGUUAGUUUAUUGGAUUAGAGAUACUAAACAAGUAAGCCUCAGGCCAUGAAUUUUACUUAUUACUUUUUUUUAUAAAACUAAAUAGCAUUUCCAUUCCCCACUAAUAACUCAUGAAGCUAUUUGAUUUACAGGCCUGCGGUAUUGCUUCAUGGUGUGUGGGAUCAGGUACGAGUAGACAUGGGUGCUGAAUUCUAUUUGACCUUAUUUGUUCAAGACAUUCUAUCUCCACACAGACAAAACACUUCUCGUGCACCAUAUGUACAGACCAACUCAAAACAGGUAAAUUGUUGUUUAGUUAAUUAAACAGCCUUAAAUGUUACAUUUGGUAAUUUGGUCGUAUUUUACAUUAAAUAACAGUGGUCAUCUUAAACCUACAGCUACAAAUGGAAAGUUGAUAAGCAUAGAAUACAAUAAUACUUUUGAGAUUUUCUUUUAAAGAGUGAUUUAAAAUGUGCAACAUUUGUAACAUUAAUAAUUAAUUAAUUAAUUAAUUUCUUUCUUUAUCCUUAAGAAUCACACAGCUGAAAGAAUUUGGGUUGAAAUGAAUGCUCGAGUCAAUUACCCAGUGAAACGAAUUUUGAAUGCCUUGGUUAAUGAUGAAAACAUUAAUAUAGAUGAUGAGGCCACUAAGUUCUGUGUGUCCUGGGUCACUUCAAGAGUAUGCCAAGUUGGAAGUCAACAAGUUAUUGAUGCAUGGAACAACCAUCCAAUUCCAGGUAAACCAGACUCUCUAUACAGUAUUAACCAGCCCCUUUUUUUUGGUUCACAUAUGAAAACUGUUGUUUCCUCUCUUUUCCUAUUACACUGCAUUUUUGAAUAUAAACGAUGCUUUCAACAGAGUUCAUACAUAUAACCUUUGCACAAUGUACUUUAUUUUUCUGUGUAUGUAUAUUUCUGUGAUGAAGGAAACGAGUCCCUGUACAUAAGAAUUUUAGGUCCUUACAGCCACCUUGUGUUGGGAUUCACAUCUUCUGUCAGUCAAUACUUUCACUUCCAUUCUGUUUGCAAGUACAUGUAUGUUAGUUAACUGCUUUUAGACUACCCAUGUCUUGAUCUUACAUACGUAUUUCUAGGAAAGGGAGUUCCUGAUGAGCUCAUGAAAACUAAUAAGCAAUCUGUGCCAAUACCAGAGAGCUAUAUGUCCCAUCUACUGAGCAAGCAGUGCAGAUGUAUGAGCAGAGAGGAGGAAGUUUAA
This is a messenger RNA of Porites lobata, 3554 nucleotides long. The record is from the annotation of a GenBank genome assembly. Lineage: Eukaryota; Metazoa; Cnidaria; Anthozoa; Scleractinia; Poritidae.